Molecule: messenger RNA, 1097 nt
Organism: Humulus lupulus (European hop)
Lineage: Eukaryota; Viridiplantae; Streptophyta; Magnoliopsida; Rosales; Cannabaceae
Exons: 7
Coding region: 17-778 (253 amino acids)
Source: RefSeq, a predicted model, not a curated record
UAUUUUAGGAUUAGGAAUGGAAACAUUAUCUGGUACCGGUAUUGUUCCAUUUAGAAAACCCUUAUUAUCAUUAUUAAAUACAAAUAAAGGUCGCAACAAGUUGAGUUUUAGUAUCAAAUGUAGAGUUAAUGGAAACGAAAACGAUGAUGAUGAUGCUCCUCUCUCGUCCACUGCUUCCGCUUACGCUCUUCUUGGCCUCCAGCCCACCUGUUCACCUUCUCAACUCAAAGCAGCUUUUCGCCACAAAGUGAAGCAGUUCCAUCCGGAUGUGAAUAGAACUGGGGAAUAUUCUGAUGCAAUGAUUCGACGCGUUAUUCAGGCUUAUGAGAUGUUAUCCAAUUGCAGCCGAUUGGAGAUUAUUGAAAGUGAAUGUUUGGAUCCUUUUGAGAAGCCUGAAUGUGAAGCAUUGGAUCUCUUCGUGAAUGAGGCUCUUUGUGUUGGAAAAGGGUGCCCAUAUUCAUGCGUAACAAGAGCCCCUCAUGCCUUCACGUUUGCUUCUACUGGAACUGCAAGAGCAACUUCUCAAGGACAUGGUGAAGAUUACCAAGUUCAGCUUGCUGUUGGUCAGUGCCCAAGAAGUUGUAUUCAUUAUGUUACACCCUCGCAGAGAAUUAUUCUAGAGGAGUUACUUGAUAGCAUCUUGAACAUGCCUUAUAAUAGCGCAGCUGAGGCAGAUUUGCUAUAUGGUCUUAUAGUUAAAGCAAAGUAUGAGAACAAUCGAUACCAAAAGCCAAAGAAGCAACCCAAAGUUUCAACAGAAAAUGUGGAUUGGUUUUGAGUUCCUGCCUGUAUAAAAAAAUAAGCCCAUGUAUGUUGAGAAAUGAAAUCAAUCCUCUACAGAGAUCUUCACCUUAGUGCUCAAUGCACCUUAGCUACAUGUCAGCUAUGCAAUACAGAAAGUGGUCCUGAAUGUCAAUCUGUUAGAAUUGUUGUAAAUUGAGUGGCAGGUCAUCAGAAUUUGUUAGAAUAUUCCCUCUAUAAAUUCUUGAACGUUGUAAGAGCAUGACAGCUCAUUCUCUAUUUCCUCUUGUACCACUCACUCAUCUAUAAAUACAAUAACCUCAGCUCCUUCAAUAAUGAGUUGUGAUUACACAAAA